CCCUCUCUCUCUCUCUCUCUCUCUAAUAAUCAGCCCUCUCUCUCUCUCUCUCUCCCUCCCUCCAUGGCUCCUCCUGUCUAUCUGAACUCGCCACCUUCACCUUUUCCACUGAUAGAGCUAAAAGAAGAUCAUCAUCAACAACAACAGAUGCAAUUAUUCACUAGUACUGGUAGUGGUACUCCACAACAUCAAGCCUCAUCUUCACUGUCAUUCCCUAUUUUCUUCAACAUAACUCAAGAUCAGAGAGCAAGUCAUGAUCACUUCAUAGAGCCCAAGAAGGGUACUCAUGAGUACAUUUUGGACGUUGGAUCAAGCGAUAUUCAUCGAGUACCGCCACCAGCUUAUCCGAUUCAUCCAACGGUUGUAAGUGCUAAAGACAACAAUGGAAUAUCCAGUUGCAAGCUUGAGGAUGAAUCUGAAGAUAAAAGAGAUUACGAAUCAUCGAAAUGGAUGAUGCCUAAAAAGAUCAGGAUAGUGCAAAAAAUGAUGAACACGGCCGGAAGUACUCAUGAUCAGAAGAAACAAGAGAGAAUCAUAAAGAUCAAAUUUCCUGAUCUAGAGAAAGACAAAUGCGAAAUAGAUUCUCCGAGCCAUGGUGGAAACGUACUGGUUCGAAUUUGCUCAGAUUGUAAGACAACAAAAACCCCUCUUUGGAGGAGUGGUCCUCAAGGCCCCAAGUCACUAUGCAACGCAUGCGGGAUACGGCAGAGGAAGGCAAGACGGGCCAUGUUGGCUGCAGCAGCAGCAGCUGCCAAUAGUGCGGUCCUUACGAUGGAGAAUUCGACGACAAGGACCGAAUUAGUGCCAAAAAAGGAAAAGAAAUCGCGUUCGAGCUACCAUGUGGUACCGUAUAAGAAACCAUUUGGCGUUACUAGUCCUCAAGGCGGCCGGGAGAGGAUUUCGUUCGAGGAUUUCGCAUUGAGCAUGAGUAAGAGUUUGGGUCUUCGACGAGCAUUUCCAAAGGAUGAAGAAGAAGCCGCCAUCUUGCUGAUGGCACUAUCUUGUGGACUACUCCAUGACUAGAUUUAUUUCCUCAAGUUCCAAUUUUAAUUGUGUUCUUGAAGCUAGCUAGCGACGUAGAGAGAGAGAGAGAGAGAGAGAGAGAGAGAGAGAGAGAGUUGUAACGGAUUAGAUCUCAGUGGAUGUAGCGAGACUAGCGACGUACUAAAUGUGUGUGGCUUUGUUCUUUCUUGAUAGUCUUGAUAAAUGAACAAGAUUAAUAAAAAUAACUUAUUUAAGGUUUUUCACACCA
Messenger RNA from Rhododendron vialii, 1252 nucleotides. RefSeq names its product putative GATA transcription factor 22. The transcript is spliced from 3 exons. The record is from RefSeq and is a predicted model, not a curated record. Lineage: Eukaryota; Viridiplantae; Streptophyta; Magnoliopsida; Ericales; Ericaceae. The coding region runs from base 64 to 1023 and encodes 319 amino acids. Gene Ontology annotation, molecular function: zinc ion binding; sequence-specific DNA binding. Gene Ontology annotation, biological process: regulation of DNA-templated transcription.